Histoplasma mississippiense is the source of this 5052-nucleotide messenger RNA. RefSeq lists its product with no specific name. The coding region runs from base 1 to 5052 and encodes 1683 amino acids. Gene Ontology annotation, molecular function: nucleic acid binding; RNA-DNA hybrid ribonuclease activity; zinc ion binding. Lineage: Eukaryota; Fungi; Ascomycota; Eurotiomycetes; Onygenales; Ajellomycetaceae. The record is from RefSeq and is a predicted model, not a curated record. The transcript is spliced from 4 exons.
AUGGCUAAUAAGGCCAAGUGGCCCCAGUUGGGCGUGCAGCCGCAAAACCUGCAUGAGCACGCGACGCAACUCAUAGCAGAGGCAACAGCAUUGCUAACCCUAGAAAAAGGACAACGCCAAAAACUACCAGAUCAAUCAUUAGAAUCCUUUCUGAACAGCGUACAGGCUUAUGCCAAAAAAUCCAGGGCCGCACCAUCCUCCCACGAGAUCCUCGAUAAGUUGAAUCAGAUCCACCACAUCGCGAAGACCACCAUCUCAGACGACCUCACCCUCAUCAAGAACGCGGUCAACCAUGCAGCAACGCACCCGACAGCCAGAAACCCAACCUGGGCCGACAGAGUCAGGUCUGGCGGCACGCCCCCCCAGCCCAGAACGCCUCCACCCGCACAAACGAACAGCAAGGAGAGGGAGAUAAUAGUCAAACUACACAACCCCGAGGCGGCCGCACUGCUGCGAGAUAAGACACCGGGAGAGCUACGCGAAAGAGUCAACAAUGCACUGAAGGAGCGAACACGCAGCACGGAGCGACCGAUUCAGGUGGUAGCCGCCAAACAACUGAAGAGCGGAGACGUGUCCAUUCACACGGUGAACAUCGAAGACGCCAACAAACUGCGAGAAGAACAACAGUGGACACAGGCCCUGGGCAGAGAGGCCAAGGCCCUCCAACCCACAUACGGGGUCCUGGUUCACUCAGUUUGUACGGAUAAGGAGAACAUAGACCCCAGCAACCAGUCACGAUCCAUCGAGAAGAUCCAAACAGAGAAUGCAACUUUACACCCUGGAGCAACGAUCACCUACGUAGGAUGGCUCACGAGGACGGGAGCAAAGAAACCGACUUCGUCACUGGUGUUGGAAUUCACCACCAAGGAACAUGCAGACCGAGCGAUCAGAGAGGGAUUGGUCCUGGAUGCCUGCUACCAUCACUGUGAACUCUACGACAGAAGCUGCAAGCUGAAGCAAUGCUACAAGUGUCAGAAAUACGGCCACAUUGGAACUCAGUGCAACGUCAAUGAAACAUGCGGAUACUGUGCAGAACCCCACAACACGAGGGACUGCCGAAAGAGAGAAGAAGAUCCAAACUCUACACCUAAACCCGACGCCACAAGCAAGGUGGCACAGCCUGCCACCCGCCCUACCAUACCCCUGUUCACCGGCGGUACCCUACGACAAACCCUGGACCAACGCAAACGUCCCGCGGAAGCCCAGCCGACUGAACGUACCACCGCACGACCGAGACGGAACCCGCAAUCGACCACAUUUCACAACUUCACGCAGGAAGAUUCCGAAGUCUUUGUGCUGAACAAAAUGAGCCUGCACAGAGCGAUGGAGGACCGGGAAAGAGAAAUGAGAAUUGAAAACGAGGAAUACACACCGAACAGAGAUUCGCCGAUAAUGACUCGCUCCAGAACCGCAUCCCAACAACCCCCUGUAGACCCAGCCCUCAUAGACCCCGCACUGACCGACCUCGAAAUGACGCAGAACGAUGAGAAGUCCAAGAACAAGGUCAUGGCCAGCCUGCUGAGGGAUGAGAGGAUCAAGGAGUUCGACGUGAUUGCAAUACAAGAACCGUGGCGGAACAAUUUCACCAACACAACCCACUACCCACGACCUCAAUCCUUCGAUCUGGUGUACUUGGACGACCCAGGCACCAGGACGUGCAUGUUUAUAAACAGAAGAAUACCGCGCGGCAGAUGGACCGCAACUACCCCCUCUCCUGACUUCUGCACUGUCUCCAUCCAGUGCACCGAGGCGCCCGAGGACACAAUCCAUAUCCACAACCUCUACAAUCCGGAGACCAGCACAGGGAACAGCACCAUCCCCCUCCUGCGCAGAACGAUAACCGAAGCCAACAGUGAGAAACAAAUCGUGGUUGGGGACUUCAACCUCCACCACCCACUCUGGGGAGGCACAGGCAGCGACCGGGACGCUGAGGCGGAGGAGUUGGUCACACUCAUGGCCGACCAACAACUGGAACUCCUGAUCCCACAGGGCACCGUCACGUACGAUGAACACAAUAGACAAACCACGAUCGAUCUCGCUCUCGGUACACCGUGGAUUCACGAGAGGAAGGCCUACUGCGGGCUCAGGGAAGAUCUCGACCACCAAUCGGACCAUCAACCAAUCGCCAUAACAAUCAUGACAGCGGUUGAAACAUGCGACCCGCCCGACCAAUGGCAAUGGCAACGGACGAACACACAAACACUGGAGCUAGAACUCCAGAGGAACCUACCCCACCCGACCGUCUUGGACUCAGAGGCGUCGGUGGACCACCGAGUGCAAGGGCUAGUUCACGCCAUUACAAGGGCCAUCGAUGCCUCCACACCGAAGGCCAAACCAAGCGACCGUUCGAUCCCUGGGUGGACGCAGGAGUGCAAGGAAGCACAGAGGACAGCGAGGCGCCUUCGAAGACGAUAUCAGAGGACGCGCCUCGAGAGCGAUUGGGAGGCAUACUGCCAGGCCAGGAACUACAAAGGGAGACUCAUCAAAAAGACACUCCGCGACGCUUACCGAGCAAGGGCGAGGGACAAGGCAGGCGAGGGACAAGGCAGGCGUUCACGCCACCUCUGCGCCGAAGCGACAACGACCUGGAGCACGACCACCAAGCCAAGGCAAACUUAUUCAAAGAGACGUUCUUCCCACCCCAACCUGAUGUGGAUCUGUCCGACACUGCAAAACCAAAGGUACAGCGACCAACUUACCUUUCCUCCUAUCACAGAACAGGAGAUAACUCGAGCAAUCGGAUCCAUGGCCGCCAAGAAAGCACCGGGACAGGAAGGCAUCCCGGCACACAUACUACAACUACUGCUCCUCUACCUGACACCCCAUCUACUACAGAUCUACAACGCAUCCCUGGACCUACAAUACUGCCCAGCGCACUUCAGACAAUCCAAGACGGUGGUGCUACCCAAGCCCAACAAAAAGGACCGGUCGGAGGUGAAAUCGUACCGCCCGAUAGCCUUGCUGAACACCCUUGGUAAAGCCUUGGAGUCCAUCCUGGCAACAAGGAUCUCUCAGGCGGUCGAAGAACACCAGCUCCUCCCACGCACGCACUUAGGGGGAAGAAAGGGAAUGUCGACGGAACACGCGCUUCAUGGUCUGAUGGAGCUGAUCUAUCAGUCUUGGGACAACGAUCAGGUAGCCAGUCUCCUCCUUCUGGAUGUAACAGGUGCCUUCGACCAUGUCUCUCACCCCAGGCUUCUGCACAACCUGCGCAAGAGAAGGAUGGACGAAAGGAUAGUGGGAUGGGUAGCGAGCUUUCUACGAAACAGGACAACUAUUAUACAGCUACGGGAGCACACAACAGAACCUCUCCAAGUGGAGACCGGGAUCCCACAGGGUUCCCCGAUCUCUCCAGUGCUCUACCUUUUCUACAACGCUGACAUCCUGGAAGACGCGCCCCUCCGGGUGACCGGGGCAGCGGCCGGAGGUUGGAUCGACGACAUCUACUUCUUCACCAGCAGCUGCACCACCGACGAGAACUGUAGGAAGUUAGCAAGAAUGCAUGGACGAGCGGAGGCAUGGUCGGCCACUCACGGAUCAAAAUUCGACCUCAAAAAAUACCAACUCAUCCACCUCACGCGAAAUCCAAGGAGACACGAUGUACAACGGGCUUUGACCAUAUCAGACCUAACGAUUGCUCCGAUGAAAGAGGUCCGCUACUUGGGCGUCAUGUUGGACCAGCAGCUACGAUGGGGCCCUCAGAUACAGCAUAUCGAAAGCAGAACGUCACUGACGUUAAAUGCCCUGAGGUCCCUGGCAGGUUCAACGUGGGGAUCAGCGCUGGCCACGCUAAGGCUGGCAUACCUGGCCAUAGUGGUCCCACAGAUCACAUAUGCCUGCUCCGUGUGGCAUACACCGCGCGGCGAAGCAGGGCUCACAGAAAAGAUGCGCACGACCCUUGACAGGAUUCAACGAGAAGGGGCGAGGAUCGUAGGAGGCGCAUACCGAGCAGCGUCGGGCGCGGCCUUGGAUGUCGAGCUCUUCAUGACGCCUCUGCGUCUGCAGCUGGAGGAGCGAGCACACCACGCAGCACUGAAUAUCCUCACCGGCAGCCAGUUCCAGAACGAAGACGACAACAGCACCUCAGCAUGGACCCCACCGAUACGCGGAGACUCCCCCACCAGCCCCCUAACACGCCUCUACAACAGCCUCGUGAUGAAACUGGGAGAAGGAGCGGUCAGUCAUCUGGAGUCGCGGAUCCCAUUCCCGGUAAAGCCGUGGUGGAGAGCGCCCACGGUCACUAUCACGGAAGGUCGAGAAGCGGCGGAACGACUGCACACACACAUUAUCAGCGGAGCCGACCCACCACUGGCAGUCUACACCGACGGUAGCGGCAUACACGGGAAAGUGGGGGCUGCUGCAUUAGCGCCGUCGAUCCACACCCAAGAACUCGCUUAUCUCGGCAAGGAAACGUCUACCACCGUGUAUGCAGCCGAGCUUCUUGGCAUUCACAUGGGCCUAAACCUAAUCCUAGCGUCGGACCGACGCAGAGCAGCAAUCUUCACGGACAACCAGGCAGCCCUAAAGGCUCUCCAAAACCCCAGAAGAUCAUCCGGUCAAUCCAUACUUCGGAGGAUCAUAGAUGCUCUAGACAGGGUCCGCUCCCAGGGCCUUCAGGUGGAAUUCUACUGGAUCCCGGCGCACCAAGGAAUCGAAGGUAAUGAAUUGGCGGAUAAUCUCGCAAAGGAAGCGACGGGCUGCAGACAACAACGAGGCAGAAGAGGGAGGAUGAUCACAGUGGACACUGACGAUACCGCAGCUACACCUGACUUCCUAAGACACCUGAUAUCCGCAGCCAAGUCGGAACUUCACCGCCAGACCCAGGUACAGUGGGAGCGGGACUGGGAGAACGAGUCAUCGGGGCGAGCCACCUACGCGCUCACACCCGCACCAAGCCCUACGGUCCUCCAUCUACACCACUCCUUACACAAGGCCCUCAGUUCCACCAUCGUACAGAUGCGCACCGGCAAGAUUGGACUACGACAAUUCCUAUAUGAAAGAAAGGUGCCAGAGAUCACUGACACCCUAUGCGAAUGCGGUGGCGGAAAUUAA